Dermacentor silvarum is the source of this 825-nucleotide messenger RNA. RefSeq lists its product as uncharacterized. The record is from RefSeq and is a predicted model, not a curated record. The coding region runs from base 25 to 621 and encodes 198 amino acids. Lineage: Eukaryota; Metazoa; Arthropoda; Arachnida; Ixodida; Ixodidae. The transcript is spliced from 5 exons.
UAGACCGGUGGUUUCAGCUGCAGUAUGGGAAGGAGAAACGUUUUGAAGACUCUCCUUUCUACAGCUGUUAUUACGAAUUUAUUCUGUGGAAGUAAACCUGCCACCCCGCCUCCAUACCUGGAUAUUGAAGAGUUCUACAAAACUCUCGGACACUUAUGGAUUAUAGCGACAGCUACGGCAACUGGGCAAGCGAGCACCGCUUGUAAGUUUUACGAUGUAACAAGUGUAAAAGAUGGUAAAGUAUAUUUCGGGCGAAUAUUUUACAGGAACGGAACAAGGGUGGAAAAGCAGUUGACUGGAAUACUAACAGGCGAAAAACAUCCUGUAGUAGCACAACUUAUGAAAUACAAUAAUGUGAUGAGAGUUCAGCCUUCAGACGAAAACUUGUUUGAAGAGCGUCUACUCUACCAGAGCCGUGGAAGGGAGUGCGGCGUUUUUAACGUAAGAAGUAUAAGUCACGGAGUCCAGGUAUCAAGUGAAUUCUUUGAACUGCGGCUCUGGAAUUCGUCUGCUGUGAGCCCAUAUAAAGAGUGCCUUAAAGCUUACGCUGAACGUGUACCGAACGGAAAAGUCAUCACGACCUAUUACAAUCCCUUGUGCAAGAACAUACUUACCACGUAGAUUUCAAUGCCUUUAAGCAAGACGCACGCAGUGUGAGUUUUGUUCAGCAUAAAGCCCGAAGACCGUACUUUCCUGAACCCGAAUUGACAAAGUGUCACUCGGCUGCUUUCUGAUAACGCCUGCAAAAAAAAACACAACCUAUAAUUCGCACUCGACAGUAUUUGCUCAUGUCCUGCAAGCAUGAAUUCUGCAAUAAACACAUAC